Messenger RNA from Morone saxatilis (striped sea-bass), 828 nucleotides. RefSeq lists its product as uncharacterized. The record is from RefSeq and is a predicted model, not a curated record. Lineage: Eukaryota; Metazoa; Chordata; Actinopteri; Moronidae.
AUCAUUUUGAUUUAAACGGCCCAUAACUCUAGUCAUGUCUCUGUUUCAGAUGACUGUUUGGUUGCAGACUCUCGUCCUCCUUUGCUGUAUAAUGAAUUGUGUGGAGUCCUCUGCUCCAUCUCCAGACCUCCAGAGGAAUAAAUAUAGUUAUUCCUUUCGUCUCACGAGGUCCACCCGAACUCGUGUCCAGCAGCUGCAGAAGAAAUACAAGGAGCAGCAGUUGGGAAAUCAGGAUUUUGAGGACAGAAGCCGUCAGUUGAAGGACCUGCCAUCACUUUCUACAGAUUUCUACAGCUGGCUAAAACUGACGGACUGGGAACGACUGCAUGCUGCCCUCAGGGACAUGCAGACCUACUGGAAUAUGCUGGAGUGGAAGAGAAAACAGCUGGAGAAAGAGCAGAUGGCGGGAGUCGGGGCUUUACCUCGGAGCAUCAAGCACAUUCAGCUGGACCUGAGGGACCUGAUGAGCCAAGUAAGCAAUCAGGUAUCCACAGUCUUCUUACUGAAAUCCACCCACGGUUUGUCCCCUUUUUAGCCCACGCACACUUUGGAGGAAGUGACACCAAGGUCUGAUGAUCAACUGUUUUGCUUUCUUAUCCAGAUGAGUUACAUGCAGAGCUCUAGGAUGAGGCCAACCUCUCUUCCAGUACGGGCACCCCUGAACCCAGAAACCAGGUCUAAGACGGUGUGGGACAGCCGAGUUGAGGGUUACAUCAUUCUGAGGGAUCUUGAUCUUUACCUCACCAAACUGGCAAGAGACUUUCUUCUACUGGCUGCAAAAACACACAUGACUCAGCACUGAAAGAGCACUGGGACCUUGACAACACA